Molecule: messenger RNA, 1203 nt
Organism: Trichosurus vulpecula (common brushtail)
Lineage: Eukaryota; Metazoa; Chordata; Mammalia; Diprotodontia; Phalangeridae
Product: probable N-acetyltransferase CML6
Exons: 2
Coding region: 130-801 (223 amino acids)
Molecular function (GO): N-acetyltransferase activity
Source: RefSeq, a predicted model, not a curated record
GUGGAGAGAAAGCUGCAUUAAAAGCUGCUGCUGCCGAAUGACCCACUCUAAAUGAGCCUCAACGAAGAAAAAAUAAGAGAAACAGCUUCAACUGAGAAAAAAGGUCUGUAGGAGGAGACUGAAGAAUCCAUGGCUCCCCAUCACAUCCGGAAAUAUCAGGACCAAGACAGGGAAGCUGUGGUGGACAUGUUCACUAAGGGAACACUACAUCACUUUCCUUAUGCUUUCUUCUAUCUGCUGAAGCAGCCCAGAAGCUUCCUGCUUCUGCUGGGGGUCCCAGGGGCUCUGUUUCUUGGGUCUGGCUCCCUCCUCCUGUCUCUCCUGGCUCUCCCAGGGCUCCUGGCCUUCCUGUGGCUCCUUGCUAGAUAUCCCUUCAGUUGGUACAUAGACAAUGCAUUGAGCACAGAUAUGAAGGACAUCAACAAAUUCUAUCUCAGUGACAGAGGAUCUUGUUUCUGGGUGGCAGAGUCAGAGGGUCAGGUGGUGGGUAUGGUGGGUGCCUACCCAGCACAAAAGACUUUAAUAGCACAGAAAUGCCUGGAGAUGCUACAUUUGUCUGUGAGACAGGAAUAUCAGGGCCAGGGCAUUGCCCAAUCCCUGACCAAGACUCUGCUCCAAUUUGCACAAGACCAGGGGUACAAUGCUGUGGUGCUCCGAACCCUUUUCUAUAAUUACCCAGCUCAAAGGGUGUAUGAAAAGCUGGGCUUCUGGAAAUCGCAUGAAGCCUUUGAUUCUCUGAAAUGGAGAGUGGUGGCCAUUCCUUUUUUCUACUAUGAAUAUUCAGUCCCUUCUUCACUCUGAAAGCUCCCUGAACUAUCUUUGCCUUUAGCCCUUUAUCUAUUGGCCCACAAUAGUGCUCUGUACACCAUCAGUGCGCAUUGAAGCCUGUUAACCACCAUUGACUUUCUCCCCUUUUAGCAAUAGGCCUUCUCCCAAACAAAGGGAUUAAAGAUGGGUAAAAUGACAGGAUCUCAGCAAUGGAAAGGACAUCACUGGCAUCCAGGCUAACCCAUUGUUAACCAGGAAUCCCUACCGCAGUGUACCUGACACCUUCUGCUCAGACACCUUCCAUGAGGGGGAAAUGCUUAGAAGGCCUCCCAUUCCAUUUUGGAUGGCUCUAAUGGGUAGGAAGAUUUCGUUUAAUGCUGCCUAAUCUCCUCUGUGGCUUCCCGGCCCCCCCCAACUAUCCAGUCAACCUCUCUA